Messenger RNA from Pelagomonas calceolata, 1483 nucleotides. NCBI's taxonomy places the organism in Eukaryota, Pelagophyceae, Pelagomonadales, Pelagomonadaceae. The record is from the annotation of a GenBank genome assembly.
AGCUCAGAUUUUUUGCCUGUCGACGUUUUUGCAGGCUUGUGUCCACUACAACCAGCCAAAAUUCUGUAAAAACCACAGCUCUGCGACGCUGAAGCCAGCCGUGCCAGCGCCGGCGCCGUAGAGCGCUUGAGCCCUGCACCCAGCACCAGCAACCCUACCUGCAGCGCACGCACGCCGCCGCAGCGAGAAAAAACAACAAAAUGACGCUACGAGACAAGCUCCCCGAGCUCUGCGUUAUGUUAAUAGGCAUGGCGGCGUUGUUUGCCUGGAACGCCGUGAUCACGAUCCCGACGUACUGGCGCCAGCGCUUCUGCGGCAGCCCGCUCGCGCGCUACCAUGAGUCGGCCUUCUCCUUAGCCUACCAGGCCGCGGCCCUGGUGGUGGCGGCCUGGGCGCCGAAAUUGUCACGACGAAUAUCCGUAAGACGUAGAAUCGUGCCGACGACCUACUGUUUGGGCGUCAUCUUCGUCCUCUUCGCGCUGCUAGCUGUCUGGGCCGACGCGCCGCGCGACUCCGUAUUCGCUCCAGCAACAGUAAUAGGCGUGGCCCUCUGCGGGGGGUUAUCCCAACUACUAUGCUCAGCGACGUACGGCGUCUGCGCGGCCCUCAGGGACAACUUUACGGCCGCAAAUAUGGCCGGCCAGGGUUUGGCCGGCGUCGCGCCGGCCCUAGCUGUUGUUUUAGUUGCGCUGUCUUCCUCCGGUACGCCGGACGAGGCAUGCGUCGCGCCGCACAUCGACAAGGCGGCUGUUAUCUAUUUCGUGGCCUCCGCUCUAUUGUUCGGCGCCGCCGUCGCGGCCUUUGGCGUGCUGGAGCGUUCGACGAGGUAUAUCGCGAGCGGGUUGAAUGAAGCCAUGGUUGUUACUGAAGAGGACGAGGAAGAGGCUGAGGUGAAUCUAGAUACACCCCUCGUAGAGAACGACGGCGACAUCACACAAGUUUGUAGGUCGAUCGCGCUGCCCGCGCUGAGUGUUUUCCUGGUGUUCACGUGCACUCUAAGUGUGUUUCCCGCAUUAACAUCAUUGACGCGCGCGCCAUCGAACGCGAACGCCCUGCACAAGCGUCUAUUUGUACCAUUAUUGUUCCUCGAAUUUAACGCGCUCGAUACGAUCGGACGUGCAAGUGCGGCAUGCUUCGAGGCGCCCUCAUCCCGAACACUGGUGUUGCUCUCGUCAUUACGGUUCGCGUUCGUCCCCUGCUUCAUCUUCGACGACAUCGAGAAGGGCCCAUCCGGCCCCGCUGUAUUACAAACGACGGCGGCGCCGUUCCUGCUCAUGGCGCCGUUCGCGCUGUCGAACGGGCUACUCGCGGCGCUCGCGCUGACGGCGGCGCCGCCCUUGGUCGCGGCCUCAGAUAGGGAGCUCGCGGGGAACUUGAUGGGGUUAUUUCUGGUCCUGGGGCUGUCGUGCGGGAGCUUAUUAUCGUUCGGGCUCGUCGCGGCGGCGACGGGCUAGCAGCUUUAUUUGUAAAUUCGGUUUAGUGU